AUGGCAAACCGGUUGGAUGCAGUCAAUCCGACCAUGAACUCGACACCCUCCGUCACCCAGGCCAAAGCCGGCAACGGCGCCAUGAGGCCAGCGAACAACGGCAAUGUUAUCAAGCGCCUUCAAAGCGAACUCAUGACCCUCAUGACCUCACCGACUCCGGGCAUCUCUGCCUUCCCUACCCAAGACAUGACCAAGUGGAACGCAACCAUGUCAGGACCCAGCGGCACGCCAUACGAGAACCUCUCCCUCAAGCUCACCAUCGCCUUCCCACCUACCUACCCAAUAUCGCCUCCCGAAGUCCUCUUCAAGACCCCGAUCUACCAUCCGAACGUCGAUUUCUCCGGACGGAUAUGCUUGGAUAUCUUGAAGCCCGGCGGCGAGGGCAAGGAAGGAGCUUGGAGUGCGGCUUUGAACACCAACAGUGUGUUGCUCAGCAUCCAGAGCUUGCUCGGCGAGCCCAACAACGCAUCACCACUCAACGGCGAGGCGGCCAUGCUGUGGGAUCGGGACCAGGCCGAGUUCAAGAAGAAGGUCACCGCACGGCACCAGGACAUCGAUUUUGAUGUAUAA
Messenger RNA from Zasmidium cellare ATCC 36951, 570 nucleotides. RefSeq lists its product as uncharacterized. The coding region runs from base 1 to 570 and encodes 189 amino acids. Lineage: Eukaryota; Fungi; Ascomycota; Dothideomycetes; Mycosphaerellales; Mycosphaerellaceae. The transcript has 3 exons. The record is from RefSeq and is a predicted model, not a curated record.